This is a messenger RNA of Nylanderia fulva, 1120 nucleotides long. Lineage: Eukaryota; Metazoa; Arthropoda; Insecta; Hymenoptera; Formicidae. The record is from RefSeq and is a predicted model, not a curated record.
CACGAACAAACAAUUGGAUUCUAAUCACUUACGAAAUUCCACUUAUUUUAAUUAUAUAUUUCUUUGUUGUCCUAUAUUGGGAUCCUCGAUUUAUAAUUUUCGAUUUAUGAAAAAUAAACCGCUUUAUUCUUUAAAAUUAUUUAUAAAGAUUUACAACAUUUGCCAAAUCUUAGUUAACGCUUUGAUAGUACGAGAAAGUAUAGCCGCUGGAUGGUUGAAAGAUUUACCGAUAACUUGUCUAUCUAUUACUUAUUCCUACGAACCACGUUAUUACAAGAUUUAUAGAGAUAUACUAUAUGUAUAUAUAUGAAGAAUGAAGAUACUCUCAAAAAAGAUUUUCAUUCUCUAUCGAAUGGUACUGAGCGUAUGCAACACUUUUUUAACAUCCUGUAUAUGUUGUUCGCGGACUUGAAAGCAGCCUUCGAUAAGGUGGAUAGAAGGAGGCUGUGGGAGAGUAUGAGAAGAAAGGAAAUGACGGAACAUUUAAUAAGAAGAAUGAAGAGGAUAUAUGAAGAGACAGAAGUGACAGUGAGAACGCAACAGGGAUACACGAACAGUUUCAAGACAACAAAAGCGGACAUAGAUAAAAUUAUGGAGGACAGAAAUAUAGGAGGCGUUAAGAUAGGCAAAAUUAGGAUUUGGAACCUGGCGUAUGCAGAUGAUAUAGUUUUAUUAGCAAAUAAUAGAGAUGCGAUGCAAGAUAUGAUGAGCGUAUUCAGACGCUUUUUAAAAGAUAUAAAGUUAGAGUUAAGUGCGGACAAAACAAAGAUGAUGGUUAACAGAAAAAGAAAGGAAAAGAAAGAAAAAUGGAAAUGGGGAGGAAAGGAAAUUGAAGAGGUACAAGAAUUUAAAUAUCUUGGUUUUGUGUUAAGUAAUAAAGUCCAGAGUGUAAUGGCGUUUGGGGUAGAAAUAUGGAAGUGGGAAGAGAAAGAGAAUUUAGAAAAGAUAAUGAUGGACUAUACAAGAUGGAUUUUCGGUUUAGAGUUUUGCACAUCUAGAUACAUAAUUGCUAGAGAACUGAUGAUGGAUAAGUUGAGAGUAGGAUGGGGAAUUAGAGCAAGGAGAUACAAAGUAAAGAUAAAGGAAGGGAGAGCAGGCAAAAUUGCGAAAGAAUGUUGGA